Ambispora gerdemannii is the source of this 3624-nucleotide messenger RNA. NCBI's taxonomy places the organism in Eukaryota, Fungi, Glomeromycota, Glomeromycetes, Archaeosporales, Ambisporaceae. The record is from the annotation of a GenBank genome assembly.
AUGACAACUUUACAACUAUCGAAACCACGUUCUUCGAAAAAAUCUAAACGCAGGUCAAUGCCAGCGAGAGUUGGUGACCCUGAACGUUUAUUAGAAGAUGAUAAUCCUCCCACACUACCUCCACUUGAACUUUCUUCGAGUGACCAUCAUAUUUUGGACUUAAUGUUGAAUGAAAGUUGUAGUGAACUUGAUUUAGGCAUAGGACAAUCUUCCGAGGCAAGGAUCUCUACAGAGCAGGUGCAGGAAACUGAGCUGUCUCUACCCCUUUAUAAUAAUAACACUAGUGAUGUGAAUAAUAACCGGGAUUCGCUUGAAGUAUUAGAACCACUUCUUUCACCUACUGGCCGAGUAGAAAUAAACAAUGUAUUAUUGUCUCAAGAUGUAAUAGAAUCUUUAAACACUGUAAAACAUGUUUCACUUAUGGCCUUGGAUAAUGUUUUACGACAAAUAGUGGCGGAUGAUAUCGUGCAUUCGUCAACUCCUUCGUUAAGUAUUUCGUUGAUAUCUACAGAAAAUGCUGGCAGAUGGAGGAGACGGGCACUUAGUGAUAUUCCUACACGAGCUAAUCCUACUACCGAUAAUAAUACUAUUGAAAACAUGACACGAGAAGAUCGAGAUGCAUUUAUUAGAUCACAAAUAUUAGCAGAUAUUGCACAAAAUGCAACUAAAUUAGGAAGCAAAAGUGAAAUGCAAGAAUUUGGAGGACGUGAUUCUUUGGGAGCCUCUUCUGAUCUAAUAAAACUCGCAGAAAUACAGAACCAAUUAGAAGCUAAUUCGCCGAUAAUACCAAGUGACGAUUACAGUUUGGCGUGUACUCUGGCGGCGCUUUUAGAAAAUCUUUAUCGUAUUUUGGAAUUGGUUGGUUCUCCACAACAACAUGCAUCAGCAUCAUCAUCGCCUUCGUCUGAUGCCAUAACAAAUGCAAAUUGUCAUCAUUCAAAUUCACAUACAGCCGAGGAAAUAUUACAAACAGUGAAUGAUGAAAAUUUAUACGCUACACUUCGAAACGAAGUUACAAAUCUUCAAAAUAGACAUUCAGAUUUCGAAUAUCGAUAUUCAAAUGAUGUUUUUGAUGAGCGUAUUGCCACUUGGAAUGAAAUUCGGCGUCUGAUGGAAGUUGUGUCGAGUUUUUGUCGUGAUAGAUUAGUUAAUGAUCCGCCACCAAAAUAUACAACAACGCAUACUGAAUAUAAUGAAAGAUCGAAUUUAAUUGAUCCACCGAAAUAUUCUUCACUGUUAAAUAAUAACAAUAAUUAUAUUGGCACAGAUAAAAAAACGGACUACGAAAAAACACAACAAGAUUUUGAUAAUGUGCUUUCUGCCAUAGAACGGGUAUACGAUGUUGCACCACAACUUACUAAUCAGCGAGUUGAACUUAAUAAUCGUCAAGCUAAGCAAAUGUCCGCGGCGAUUUUAACUUCAACCAUUCAAAGGCUCUCACGUGGACGAUACGAAGAACAGCGUGCUUCCUCAAAUUCUGUUGUGAAGUACCAAACUUUGAAUAAACUGGUUGAGCAAAUCAAUAAAUCAGCAUCACGAAGUUUUGUCGAUCAACGAGUGGAACUGAGUCCUCGUCAAAUUCGCCAUUUUGAAGUUGCUAAACUGAAUGGUGUCAUCGAAAAAUUGGGAAAAAAUCGAAUGACUAAUCAGGAUUGGCAUCCACCAGAACAAUUACUGGUCCGAGAUCUGACUAGACUUGUCGGAGAACUAUCAAAAUCCAACCAUGCAACAUCAUACGCUUCUCAACGUUUUCAGUUGUCAGCUGUAAAAGAACGUGACAUGUUCAUGAAUAGUGUAUUAAAAAAGGUUGAGAAAAUGGGAGGCUAUCGACUGGAUAAUCAAGAUGCGGAUCCUCCGGCUCAACGUCGUGGGCAUGCGUUACAAGAAAUUGAAGGAUUGAUGGAGAAAUUAUCACAUAGAACGCCAAUGAACAAUCAACUCGAAGUAGAUAAAAGUUUAAAUAUGAAUGCAAUCGUAGCCCUUGUGCACUUUUGCGAAGUUGAAGGCCCGAGUGUAAUUUUUUGUACACAAGCUUUUCAUGACAAUAACAAAAAUUCCAGUGAAGAUUUGCCAUUGGACAGUUCACACUCGGAUAAUUCUUCAUCCUGUGCCUCUUGUGCUUUUAUAUUACCCGAGAAAAAUUAUCCAAUUCCCAAAAAUAACAGCAGCACUACCACCAAUACCGAAUUUAAAGGUUUCAAAACGGAAGAUGAUGAUAAUCCGUUAGUUGCUUAUAUUGGAUCUCGGUAUCCACAACACCCGCAGCUCUACUCUAUUGUUCGACAAGCUUGUGUUAGAAGCUUGAGUUGCGAAUUCUGUCAAGGAAGAGAAGGACCCGUCUUAUUUGGAGACGAGAAAAAUGGUUAUGUCUUGAGUUAUAUGUUCAAAAUCAAGGAUAGUCAAGCUCGUGGAUCACAUCGCUUUUAUAGUUUUAUUUUUUUAAUGACCGAUCGAGUUUAUCUUGUCGCGUCUUGGCCAUUUCUUGUCAGUAAAUUUCGUAUUUUAGCUACAAGCCUACAAUCAAAAGCAUCUCAAGUUUUUGAUAAAGAAAAGGCAGCACGUGAAAGGCAAGACGAUCCUUUUAUGUCACGUACUGGUCCAUUACCGCAAACAUCUCCAGGCAUUUGGAUUUUGAAAGCGGGUGGUCGACGGCUACAAGAACGACAAGUUCACGGUGAAACUUUGUCACCUGAAUUACAUGAUUUCACGCCAAAGUCUAUCGGUUUUUUCCAGCCAAACUCAAAUAUCAAUUAUAAUAAUGAGCUAAAUGGGUCAUCCUCCUCUCUCUUUGUUAAAGGGGGUAUUUUUCUCGCAGAUUCAAAGAAGUCGAAUUCUGAGUUACGGAUAAAUAAUCUACCACAUUUGCAAAGCGUGUUAGGAAUUUCUACGUUUCGCCAAAUGGUUUUCAAUUAUGUAAGGGGAAAUCAACUAAUCAUCCAAGGAUCUAAUCAAGAGACAGUGAAGUCUAUAGUAGCCGUCGUAAAGGACCUGAUUCCACGUAAAUGCUAUUCUGCAAUAGAAUAUGAUCAUAAAUAUCAUAAUGCGACAGAGUGUAAUCUUUUAGGGUUAAGCGACACGGCUAAGAUUCCGGAAAAUGUCAAUACAGCAUCUAUUUGUCUUUUGGAUAUCCUUUUUCAUCUUCGAUUUUUAUUAGUUGUAAACGCAUCUGAUAAAAACUCAGAUCUUCAAAUCCACUUGAAAUACGGAACAGACGAAAAAGCGAAAACUAAAGAACCACAAGUCAAUAAAGCUAUUUCCACUACGACCACUUCGAUUACAAACAAACUUCCAAAUUUAUAUAUGGACCAGUUAAUUGAAAUUCUUGAAACGAAUUUAGCAAUCGAGUUGUUGGAAAUGCGAUUAAUUAUAUUUAAGGAACAGUGGCUAUGUAAAGCGCAACAAUUUCUAAGAUACUUGAAGUUUGGCGCAGGCAGCGUUACUAGUGGAGUUAGUAUGGGAGUUGCGAACGGAGGAGGACCAUUGCCUGACAUCUUAAAUAGCAACAACAACGCGGUACCAACAUCAUCAAUAAAACAAAUUGAAUUUCUCAAACAAUUAAACGUUGACGAACACGAUCUUCCGAUUAUCAAGUUUUGGACGGGUUAUUAUAGAAAUGGAUGUUGA